Molecule: messenger RNA, 5673 nt
Organism: Epinephelus fuscoguttatus (brown-marbled grouper)
Lineage: Eukaryota; Metazoa; Chordata; Actinopteri; Perciformes; Serranidae
Product: NACHT, LRR and PYD domains-containing protein 12-like
Exons: 11
Coding region: 390-4085 (1231 amino acids)
Molecular function (GO): protein binding
Source: RefSeq, a predicted model, not a curated record
AGUUACAGAGGUGAGGUUAUGGAAAAGAAACAUGGCGAGGUCGUACCUUAAAAUGAUUCACACAGUUCUAAACAGCAGUCUCCAGGGAAAAGUUCUGUGUUUUUUCUUAAUUUAUUAAACCUUUAUUUAACCAGAAAAACUAAAAAAGAAAACCUCUCAAGAUUAAAAAUCUCUUUUUCAAGAAGGUCCUGGUCAAACAGGAAGCAACGUAAGUUACAGACAGACAACACAGACCAAAACUACAAAAUAAAACCCACCCCAGUCUGGGCCACUCAGGACAAACUCUCUUGUUUACCCCCUUCAGAACAUUGGUUACAUGAUUGCAGCCCUCCAAAAUAUAUGGCUUACCGUAUGCAAAGAUUACUGGCUCAUGAUUUCAUAGGGAGGCCAUGAUGACAGCAGAGGACCUUUUGAACGCUCUGGAGGAUCUGAAAGACGAUGAAUUUAAGACCUUCAAAUGGUACCUGCAGCAGCCUGACAUCCUGGAAAGCUACCAAGCCAUCAAAGUGUCCAAACUGGAGAAAGCAGAAAGGCGGGACACAGUGAAUGUGAUGGUGAACACCUAUAAACCUGAUGGAGCUCUGAAGGUGACCAAGAAGGUCUUAGAGAAGAUCAACAGGAAUGAUCUGGUGCAGAGUCUGUCAGACACCAGCUCAGGACCACGAGUGUCAGUGGAUGUCGGUGACAUUGGAGAGACUUCAGAGAACAGAAGAACUUCCUCCUCUCAGAGCGAAGAUGUGAUUGUUCCAGUACCAGAGCCACGGCACGUCUCAUAUUACCAACACCUACUUCAGUCACACUUCCAAGAUAAGUUUAUGUGUGCACAAGAGGGGUGGGCACAGAAGAAGGAUGAGGAGUGUCUGGAUGAUAUCUACACAGAGCUGUACAUCACAGCUGGAGGUGACGUACACAUCAACACACAGCAUGAGGUCACACAGAUUGAGGCCAAGAGGAAGCCAGCAGAUACAGAGAAAACAAUUAAACCCUGUGACAUGUUCAAACCCCCCUCUGGAAGGUAUAAACCCAUUAGAACAGUGCUGACCAAUGGAAUCGCAGGAAUUGGAAAAACAUUUCUUGUGCGCAAGUUUGUGUUGGACUGGGCUGAAGGAAGAACCAAUCAAGAUGUGCAUCUUGUUUUCCCCUUCACCUUCCGCCAGCUGAAUUUAUGGAAAAGAGAGAAGUUGUGUUUGGCAGAGCUCAUUCAUGAAUGUAUCAGGGAGACCAAAGACAUCAAGAGAGAAGCUCUUAAUUACAUCUUUACAACUCUGCAGUCAUCAGGAAACACCAACUUUGACAAGAGCAGGUUCAAACUUCUCUUUGUGUUGGAUGGACUGGAUGAGAGCCGCCUUCAACUGGACUGUUCUAAUAAUAAAAACCAGGAGGCGGACUUUGAUGUGACAGAGUCGAUCCCGGUGGAUGUGCUGGUAACAAACCUCAUCAAGAAGAAUCUGCUUCCCUCUGCUCGCCUCUGGAUAACCACACGACCUGCAGCAGCCAGUCAGAUCCAUUCUGAUUUUGUGGACAUCAUGACAGAGGUUAGAGGGUUCACUGACCCACAGAAGGAGGAGUACUUCAGGAAGAGAUUCAGAGAUGAGGAGCAGGCCAACAGAAUCGUCUCCCACAUCAAGAAAUCACGAAGCCUCCACAUCAUGUGCCACAUCCCAGUCUUCUGCUGGAUCACUGCUACAGUUCUGGAGGAUGUCAUGAAGACCAGAGAGGGAGGAGAGCUGCCCAAGACCCUGACUGAGAUGUACGCAGAAUUUUUGAAGUUUCAGAUCCAUCAGACAAAAGACAAGUAUGAUCCCAAAAAAUGCAGGCGGUACAUUAAAUCAUUAGCAAAACUGGCUUUCCACCAACUGGAAAAGGGCAACCUGAUCUUCUACGAGAGAGAUCUCAAAGAGAGUGGCAUUGAUGUCAGUGGAGCCUCGGUGUGCUCAGGAGUGUUCACAGAGAUCUUCAAAGAGGAACGUGGGAGGAAGAAAGAUGAAGACAGGAUGUUCAGCUUUGUCCAUUUGAGUGUUCAGGAGUUUCUGGCAGCUUUAUAUGUAGAGAGGGAACUCGUUAACAGAAACAAGAAUGUGAUGUCUGAACCAGGGCAAACUUGUGGUGGACAAGUGAGAAAGGUUUUCAGCAAAACAUCUACGACAGAGGUCCACAUGUUUGCUAUUAACAAGGCCUUACAGAGUCCAAAUGGACACCUCGACCUGUUCCUCCGAUUCCUCCUGGGUCUUUCACUGCAGACCAAUCAGAGACACCUACGAGACCUGCUGAAAAAGAAAAGAAGCUCAGAGACCAAUCAGGAAACAGUCCAGUACAUCAAGGGGAAGAUCAGUGAGAAUCUGUCUCCAGAGCAAAGCAUCAACCUGUUCCACUGUCUGAAUGAACUGAAUGAUCGUUCUCUAGUGGAGCAGAUCCAACAGUACCUGAGUUCAGGAAGUCUGUCCACAGAUAAACUGUCUCCUGCUCAGUGGUCAGCUCUGGUCUUCAUCUUACUGUCAUCAGAAAAUGAUCUGGACGUGUUUGACCUGAAGAAAUACUCUGUUUCAGAGGAGGCUCUUCUGAGGCUGCUGCCAGUGGUCAAAGCCUCCAACAAAGCUCUACUGAGUGAUUGUAAUCUGUCAGAGAGAAGCUGUGGAGCUCUGUCCUCAGUUCUCAGCUCCCAGUCCUCCAGUCUGAGAGAGAUGGACCUGAGUAACAACAAACUGAAGGAUUCAGGAGUGAAGCUGCUCUCUGCUGGACUGGAGAAUCCACACUGUACACUGGAGACUCUCAGCUUGAGUCACUCCAGGCUCACAGAGAAAUGCUGUCAGGAGCUGUCCUCAGUUCUCAGCUCCCAGUCCUCUCAUCUCAGAGAGCUGGACCUGAGUAACAACAACCUGCAGGAUUCAGGAGUGAAGCUGCUCUAUGCUAAAAUGGAAAGUCCACACUGUGCACUGGAGACUCUCAGGCUGAGUGGCUGUAAUCUGUCAGAGAGAAGCUGUGGUGCUCUGUUCCCAGUUCUCAGCUCUCAGUCCUCUCGUCUCAGAGAGCUGGACCUGAGUAACAACAACCUGCGCGAAUCAGGAGUGAAGCUGCUCUCUGCUGGACUUGAAAGUCCACACUGUACACUGGAAACUCUCAGGUUGAGUCAAACUAGGCUCACAGAGAAAUGCUGUCAGGAGUUCUCAUUGGUUCUCAGCUCCCAGUCCUCUAGUCUGAGACACCUGGACCUGAAUAACAAUGACCUGCAGGAUUCAGGAGUGAAGCUGCUCUCUGCUGGACUGGAGAGUCAAAACUGUACACUGGAAACUCUCAGGCUGUCAGGCUGUCAGAUCACAGAGGAAGGCUGUACCUCUCUGGCCUCAGCUCUGAGAUCCAACCCCUCCCAUCUGAGAGAGCUGGACCUGAGCUACAACCAUCCAGGAGACUCAGGAGUGAAGCUGCUGACCGCUGGACUGGAGGACCCACACUGGAGACUGGACACUCUCAGGUUGGAACACGGUGGAGAGCAGAGGCUGAAACCUGGUCUGAGAAAGUAUGCCUGUGAACUCACACUGGACACAAACACAGUCAACAGAAACCUCAAACUGUCCGACAACAACAGGACGGUGACAGCAGUGAGAGAGGAGCUGCCAUAUUCUGAUCAUCUGCAGAGAUUUGACUACUGGCCUCAGCUACUGUGUAAAACUGGUCUGACUGGUCGCUGUUACUGGGAGGUGGAGUGGAGAGGAAGAGUUUAUGUAUCAGUGAGUUACAGAGGAAUCAGGAGGAGAGGGAGCGGUAAUCGCUGCAGGUUCGGAGGGAAUAAUAAGUCCUGGAGUCUGAGCUGCUCUGAUGUUGAUGGUUACUCUGUCUGGCACAGCAAGAGGAGUACAGUCCUCUCCUCCUCCUCCUCCUCCUCCUCCUCUUCCUCCUCUGUCUCUAACAGAGUAGCAGUGUAUGUGGACUGUCCUGCUGGCACUCUGUCCUUCUACAGAGUCUCCUCUGACUCACUGAUCCACCUCCACACCUUCAGCACCACCUUCACUGAGCCUCUUUACCCUGGCUUUGGGUUUGGGCUCGGGUUAUUUUCGUUUAGUCCCUCAGUGUCUCUGUGUUCACUGUAGGAGGGAGAGUCCCCUCCUGUAUAGAAACAACCUGUCCUGCUGGGCUUCCAUUUAUACAGAGGUCACCUCAGCUCUCAACUCUGAUCCCUCCAUUCAGUGUUUGUGCCUUUUACAAAGAUAAGCAAGGCAUGAAAUUCCCACCUUGAAGAAGCAGCUUAAAAUGGGCUAAUGACUGGAUCUUGGCUGGCACUGGUAUGACAUUUUGACAAUGUGUUAUUCGAGCAUGGUCUCCAAGGUCAUUGAAAUCCGGCGCUUGGGCGAUGUCAUGCAGCAUCAAAAACCAACGGCAAAAGACAUCCUUUAACUUCGGCAUGGUACGCGGCUGGUUGCGGUUGUAGUUUAACAGUGACCGGCAGCGUUAGAGGGAAACACAUGGGGAGUGGUGGUGGAUGGGUCCAACAAACACCGACUUUCACCCCAGAGAGUGGUGUCAACGUCCCGCAAGAUUCUAAAGCCAAACCCUGUUCUUUUUUCCUAAACCCAACCAUGAGUGCGUGUUGCUGAAGGAAAAAAAAAGCCAAUUCGCGACGUUGUAUGUACGUAGUGCAUUUAUUACAAGAGAGACUGUAUGUAAAUGAAAUUUCCUUUGAAAAUGGAAGUGUAGCUUGAAAGAAGAGAACCUGACACAGUGUCCCAGAACGUCAACAACCAACACACCCAGGAUACCUUGCAUGUCAUGUGUGGACCUGGAAAGUCCAUGACCAAAACGUCAAUAUGUGACGAGGUCGGACUGAGGAUGUGUUGGUUGGUUUGAUUUUAAAAGUAGCUGUUAGCAGUUAGCGGCUAACUCAAAGACGAAGAAUAGUGGCUGAAAAUGUCGGUUAAAUGUGAAAACCAUGAGGCUCGUUUACCCUCAGAGCAGAGGACGAGAUCAGUCGCCAUAUAACAUAUAACGACUAUUAUUGACACGUUAAUGCCAUUGUUAUUGAUAAGAAAGCUCUGACGAUGCAUAUCUCAUAUGCCACACUAGAGGCAGACAAAGCUGUGUUUCACGUCACGCCUGUCACGCCUGUCACGCCUCUGCCGGCAUGCUGACUAUAAUCCCACAGUGGAGUGACAUGACACCACUGCUUGCUUCUGUGUAAAAACAUAAAGGUUGCAUAGAGAGGGGACUUUGUAGUGGCUCUAUAGCGCCAUCUCUGUGUAAAAAAAAAAAAAAAGGCAGUCAUUAUUCAUACGCACAAGAAGACAUCAGUCUCAUUUCUUUCUGGUAAAUGCACGACAUGUCUGUGAUUUUAAAUAACUUGAAGCAACUUAAAAACCAUUUUCAUUCUGAUUUGAAGGAUUUGUUCCUUCACGCAAAUAAACACAGAAUCUAUUCUCAAUAAAAUCAGGUUCUACACACACAUAAUAUGAAAAUACAUUUAUUUCCAACAAAAAUACUAAUCAUCUUAAGGUCACGACAUAGCCUACUUAAAUGAUACUCGCAGUUUACUCAAAGAUGCCUUAUCAUUUUAAUAUAUUUAAAGUUUGUAUGUAUGGAUAGAAAAUUCAGUUAUAUUACAAAAUAAUAUCUCUCAAAGACAGAAAUUCAGAUAGGCCCCAAUAGAUAGGGGACACAUGCACACACUAGAGUGUGGCUACCCGA